This is a messenger RNA of Rhododendron vialii, 1410 nucleotides long. Its product is annotated as F-box protein At3g07870-like. Lineage: Eukaryota; Viridiplantae; Streptophyta; Magnoliopsida; Ericales; Ericaceae. The transcript has a single exon. The record is from RefSeq and is a predicted model, not a curated record. Gene Ontology annotation, molecular function: protein binding. Bases 1 to 1410 code for a protein of 469 amino acids.
AUGGACGUUGAUAAGCCUUGCCCGCAUUCUUCUUCAGGAGUCAUGGCAAGCACAAGAGGGGAAAACCCUUUCCCCAUAAACCAACAGUUUCGAAGGAGAAUGAAAAGGAAGAAAAAUAAGCGAAGAAGAAGAGCGAAGAAGAAAGCAGAAACAAAAUCCCAACCCUGCGGGUUUCCAAAUAUUCCCGAAGAAAUCAUUGUCGAUAUACUCUCAAGAUUAUCCCUCGGUUCUCUUUCUAGAUUCACGUGCGUUUCCAAACAAUGGUGUUCUUUGGUUGCUGACAUCAUUCCCACAGUAACUGGAAGAAAGAUGGUUCUCGUUCAAUCUGUUUCAAGAUCUGGUACCCCGACGUUCCACUCAAUCGACGAAGAAUCUCAUGAGAAACAAGUGUGGAGACUACGAGAAAAGAGAAUAUCUCGUCGUCCUCCCAGAUUUUUCGGAUCGUGUAAUGGCUUGGUGCUUCUAAAUAUUACCGAUGACUUGUUCCUUUGGAAUCCCGUCACCAGUUAUUUUAAGAAAGUUUUAUCUUACGAACGCUUGGCGUUUAAGCAGUAUCGUGUUGUUUCCGGACUUUGCUAUGACUCCUUGUCUGGUGAGUACAAGGCUUUAGUGGCGCUUCAUCGUGAGACACCCGGUUAUUAUGGUGACUUUGUAAUGGUUGGUAGUUUUAAAAGCAAAGAUUGGAGAAUGGUUGGAUUCUCUUAUCCGGUUGGCACAGUGGAAUCAGGACCUGUAGUAAAUGAAAACCUCCAUUGGUAUGCCUCUAAGAAAAACUCUGUUCGCUUCCUUCCGUGCCAUCAGAUUAUCUACUUCAAUCCACAUUUGAAUAACUUUAAAAAGGUUCCGAUGCCGGAGCCUAAGCACGAGGAGGGAGAUAUGAUUUUCGGGUUGGGAGUUUUGGACGGAUGUCUUUCUAUGGUUCGUCAUGACAAUCCAAGUAAUUAUGAAUGCCACAGUGUCGAGGUAUUGGCAAUGAAGGAAUAUGGCAUGAAAAAAUCGUGGACUUUGCUGUUUAUCAUAUCGAAUUUGACAUUAACGGAUGGUGAUACGUUGGAGCCAUUAUGCUAUACAAAGGAUGAUGAAGCUCUUAUGAAAGUUUCCACGGAUGUGAAUGGUGAUACCAUGAGGGCAUAUAAUGUUAACGACUUACAUAGAGAAAUUUCAGUUCAAAAUAAUCGUUACUGUAUUAAUGCAAUUAAAUAUGAGGAAAGUUUGAUUGCACCUACUAGCUACGAUUGGGAAGACGAAGAGCUGAGAGGGGAAGCAACAUAUACGGAGUUCUUGUAUGGAGACUUGUACAAAUACCAAAAAACAGGGGAUGGUUACUGGGAGUCCUUCAAUAUCGAAAAGAGAGAUUUCGAGGAGCAAAACUCAGAAGAUGGUGAUCAGUUAGAAAUACAAGAAGGGUAA